UCCCCGCGGUGGCAGGUGGUGUGUCGUGUUGACUGCUAGUACACCAUCGUACAUUUAAUACAAUCACUCGCCUAAAUAUUAUGACAUCGUGGAUAUUAUCGUGACGUAAACUUUAUUCCUUUUCGAUAUAGUUAGUUUUCACAAUAAGUGAAGUGUUUGUGCCGUGACAAGACAAAGUGUUAACACAAUUUUGAGAAACUAAGGCGAAAAGAAACUGUUAAGUUCAAAAAGAUACUAGGAGAAAGAAUAAAUUAAGAUGGCGUUGUUGGGUAUGGUGUCCGCGGUGGCGGGCUUUGUCAAAGUCCGCUACCUCAUCGACAAGGCGGUUAUCGACAAUAUGGUGUUCCGAAUGCACUAUAGAAUCACCUCGGCCAUAUUAUUCCUGUGCUGUAUACUCGUGACUGCCAACAACCUAAUUGGUGAGCCGAUCUCCUGCAUCAACGACGGUGCCGUUCCCGGCCACGUCCUGAACACAUUCUGCUGGAUCACGUAUACAUUCACCCUUCCGCAUGCCAACAACAAGGGAAUCGCCCAUCCUGGCCUUGGCAACGAUUACGAAGAGGAGAAACGCCACCACGCCUACUACCAAUGGGUGCCUUUUAUGCUGUUCUUUCAGGGAAUGCUCUUCUACAUCCCCCACUGGAUCUGGAAGAACUGGGAGGAGGGGAAGGUCCGCAUGAUCUCCGAUGGCAUGAGAGGAACUGUCGCCAACAUGCCUUCAGAUGACAAGGGUGACCGUCAGAAUAGACUAGUACAAUAUCUGAUGGACACGCUGCACAUGCAUAAUGCAUACUCUUUCGGAUAUUUCUUCUGCGAAGUGUUGAAUUUCGUCAACGUGGUUGGGAACAUAUUCUUCUUGGACACAUUCCUCGGCGGAGCUUUCUUGACUUAUGGCACUGAAGUGGUUAAAUUUUCGAAUAGGAAUCAAGAAGAUCGUACCGAUCCUAUGAUUGAAGUAUUCCCGAGAAUAACAAAGUGUACAUUCCACAAAUACGGUUCUUCGGGAACAAUUCAAAAACACGAUGCCCUCUGUGUUCUUGCUUUGAACAUCCUUAAUGAGAAGAUAUUCAUCUUUUUAUGGUUCUGGUUCAUCAUCCUGUCAGUGGUAUCCGGAUUAGUAUUAAUUUAUUCUGCAGCCAUGAUUCUUAUGCCAAGAACUCGCGAGACGAUUCUGAAGCGACGAUUCCGUUUUGGCACACCCAAAGGCGUUGAGGCUCUCGUCAGAAAGACCCAGAUCGGCGACUUCCUGCUUCUUCACCUACUUGGCCAGAAUAUGUCUCUACGUGUGUUCGGGGAGGUACUGGACGAGUUAUCACGAAGACUGCACCUAGGAUCUAACGCUCCUUCGGCCCCAUCCACUCUCGAAAUGGCUCCGAUUUACCCUAACAUUGGCAAGUUUUCCAAGGAGACAGAGACGUAAACGAAUGAGGAGGGAAGGCAGGUGGGCGCAAACGCAAUGUUUCAUGACAUAAUGCUGUGUAUCAAUACAGGCUGUGCACUUGGUUUUAGUCUACAAAAACCCAUUAUCAUCACGUGCCUAUAGUUCUUUUGCGCCCAUCUGCCUGCAUGUGAUGAUAUUGAAAAAGAGCAAUAAAUAUGCUUUAGCAAUAAACGAAAUAUUUUUUAUUUUCAUUCAGGGCUUACUCCAUGAAAUAAACUUAUACAUAUAUAUUGUUCUUUUUCUAGGUUUAUAAGAAAUCAGGUAUUUGAGAUAAACAACGGUUCAUGACAUUCCUUUAAUAAUGUUUAUUUAGGCGAAAUUGUUGUAAAUGCAGAGCUGCAGCCCUCUAGGCUUGGUUCCAUUUAAGGUCUCAUUAAUUUGUGCGUUUCUAUGAAGCGAGAGUGACGAGAAAUGGAUUUUGUGAUUGGAUGUUUUGAUGAAGGUGAAAGUGUACAGACCAAGACUGUUAAGUAUUUUAACGUAGUGACAUAAUAACACGUUGUUGUUAUGCUGUGAACCUAAGGGUUUUUGCCUUUUACGAUUUUUAGUACUAGAUAAUAAAAUGAAUAAUCUUUAAUGAAUUUACAAUUGAUCUUAGCCACAUAAUGCCGCUGAAUUUUUUUAAACUAGAUUGUAAGGAACAGACCUAUUAAUUCCAUAGUGUAGGAGAUUAUGUAAUAACUGAAAUCACUAUAUCGAGCAACAUGCAUAUCUCAUUAGAUAAGUAUUUUGAAUGUGCAUUACAGUGAAUGUAAGUGAUUUAAAAGUGACAAAAAGACAAAUGUUUAGAAAUUUAAUCCUUGUGCCUUAUCGUAAUCCCAGAGGUGCAAAAUAUAAUAGGACAAACAAUAAUUGAGAAACUCCUAAAUUCAUAAUGUACUCGUAACUUUGUGCCAUUAUAAAAAUUAUAUGUAUAUUUACUGCAAAGGGGCAACAUUUCUUAUGACUACUAUAUUAUUUUGUCUAUUAAUUAUUGGUAAGAUGAUUUAAAAUAAUACUAUUUACUAUAAGACAUAAUUGAUUUAGUUAGACGUAUUUUUGAGAGAAACAGUGUUUAAAUACUGGCUGUAAUAUUAUUAUACAGAAAACAUAUGAAAUGUAUAUUUUUACAUCAAUAUGCUUGUACCUUGCAGUUCAAUUUAUUUACACUGAUCGAUAAAUGGCGAUUAUGUUAAUCGAUUAAUUAGAAUUUAAGUGCGUCAAUUUUUAUGCUAUUUCUAUUAGACAUCUACAUUCUUCAUUUAUAAAAACGUAAAGACAUUAUUACGAAUUGUAAUUAAUUUCAAGAAUUAUAAGGUACAUUUAGAUAGUAAGUUCCAUUUU
Amyelois transitella is the source of this 2764-nucleotide messenger RNA. It is a transcript of the gene Inx3, whose product is annotated as innexin inx3. The record is from RefSeq and is a predicted model, not a curated record. Gene Ontology annotation, biological process: phototransduction. Gene Ontology annotation, cellular component: plasma membrane; gap junction. The coding region runs from base 257 to 1420 and encodes 387 amino acids. Gene Ontology annotation, molecular function: gap junction channel activity. Lineage: Eukaryota; Metazoa; Arthropoda; Insecta; Lepidoptera; Pyralidae. The transcript has 9 exons.